This is a messenger RNA of [Candida] anglica, 957 nucleotides long. The record is from the annotation of a GenBank genome assembly. Lineage: Eukaryota; Fungi; Ascomycota; Pichiomycetes; Serinales; Debaryomycetaceae.
AUGACUAAGAUUGACUCUUCCAAACCAAAACUUACAACCAACUUUAAAACCAAAUCAGGAAUUCCAAUUACUCUUGGAACUGGUACUGGUACUAAAUGGAAGGAUCUUAAGAGAAGUGAUCCACAAAAUCAAGAUGGACUUGAUGCCAUUGUUCAAUCAUUAGUUGAUGCUCUUGAAUCUGGAUACAAUCACAUUGAUACUGCAGAGGCAUAUACCACACACCCAGAAGUUGCUAGAGCUAUUGCACAGACUGGUAAGAAUAGAGAAGAUCUUUGGAUCACUACCAAAUAUCUGCCAGGACUGAAGAACUUUCCUCCAAGUUCCAAGGGACCACUCGAUUUUCUUGACAAGGCAUUGAAGGAAUUAGAGACCGAAUACAUAGAUUUGUUACUUAUUCAUCAUCCAUUUCUCACCCCUGAUCAUUCGGUUGGAUAUACAAUCGAAACUGCUUGGCAAGAAUUAGAAGAAGCUAAAAAAAGUGGGAAAGUUCGAGAAAUCGGAGUAUCCAACUUUAGAAAGAUAGAUCUCGAAAAGAUUGCCAAGAUUUCGACUAUUACACCAGCGGUUAAUCAGAUUGAAUUUCAUGCCUAUUUACAAGACCAAUCGCCAGAUAUUGUCAAGUAUAGUCAAGAUAACGGGAUUUUGAUAGAAGCUUUUGGACCUUUAAGCCCAAUUUUUAGAAUUAAAGAUGAAAAAACUGGGGAAGAAAUCACAGAUCAUCCACUUACAAAAGUAUUACCAGAACUUUCUACCAAGUAUAAUAAGACAGACGCCCAGAUUUUAUUAAGAUACACUCUUCAAAAGGGAAUUCUUCCAAUUACAACAUCCUCAAAGAAGGAAAGAAUCCAACAGACUUUACAAGUAUACGAAUUUGAAUUAGACCAAGAGGAUUUUGAUAGAAUAGAUCAAGAGGGUGCAAAGUUCCAUAAUAGAGCCUAUUUCAAUGGAGCAUUCUAA